This is a messenger RNA of Symsagittifera roscoffensis, 836 nucleotides long. RefSeq names its product lipopolysaccharide-induced tumor necrosis factor-alpha factor homolog. NCBI's taxonomy places the organism in Eukaryota, Metazoa, Xenacoelomorpha, Acoela, Convolutidae. Gene Ontology annotation, molecular function: zinc ion binding. The transcript is spliced from 3 exons. Bases 199 to 648 code for a protein of 149 amino acids. The record is from RefSeq and is a predicted model, not a curated record.
CUUACUUAAAAUGUGCGUAGCUAAAACUCACUAAAUACUGAACCACACUCAAAUACUAGUCAUCAGCGAAAGUCCACAAUAUAUAAAAUUUAAUUAGUUUGUUCUUGCUUAAAUUAAACGCCUUGGUAAUUCAAUUGAAGUAACUUAUUCUUGCAAAACUCGUUGACUAAAUAUAAACGUUUUUGAUUUCGGUGAAAAAUGAGCGAUUAUCCAAAUCAACCCCCUUCCGCUCCUGGCUACGGAGGUUUUCAGUACGACCAGGGGGCAUCAGCCCCUCCUCCUUACGCUGCAGAUUCGCCACCAGCAGGUUACGGAUAUGAAACUAAGGGUGGAUAUGCAGCUCCUCCCCCUCCCUUUGUGGGUCCUCAGAACGUCAAUGUCACAGUACAGUCGCAACCUAUCGUGGUUCCUGUGGAGAAUUUGGGGCGACAAUCUACAAUGACAUAUUGCAAUCAUUGUCACAGUCAGAUCACAACGAGUGUGCACCACGAAGCGAGCGGAGAAACCUGGCUCAUCUGUUUCGGACUCUGGUUCAUCGGACUGGGUUUUGGCUGUUGUCUCAUCCCAUUCUGCGUCGACGAAUGUCAGAGGGCUGUUCACACCUGCCCAAACUGCAACGCUACCCUCGGAUCAAAGGAUGCAUUCUAGCUGCAGAUUUAGUUUUAAAAAGACCUGGCGAAAAGUCAGAGCUUCCGAGAAUUAAACCGACUGCUCGAAAACUCGGUGAAAAUUUGUGAAUAUAUAGAAUAAAAUGAAUUUGAUCUGACUUCAAAGAAAAAUGCAAAACCUUAUAGAUUUCCGCCAAUUGGGAUAUAUUUCGAAAAAAAGUUAUUGUU